AUGGACGAAAUUCUCAAGAACAUUUUCCCUGCUGCAAUUGAAGCUGCAAAACAACAACAUCAAGAACAUCAACAGGAAGAACAACAAUCCAACAACAACAACAACAUUGACGAUGUUUGGACGGACAUCGUCGCUGAUGGUGGUGCAAACCAUCUUCAUCAUCAACAACAUUAUCAUCAUCCUUCUUCUGAUGAAGGUUUUUCUGCUUGCGGUGCCGGUGGUGGUGAUGAAGUUACUCUUGAAGAUUUCUUGGUGAAAGCUGGUGCUGUUCCUUACCCUCAUCAUCAAUAUCCUUCUUCUUCUUCUGCCGUUGAUGACGGUUCGCAUUCUCUACAAGUUGCUUUGGGAAAACGAAAGACUGUUGAUGAAACGCUUGAUAAAGCUGCUCUUCAGAAACAGAAAAGAAUGAUCAAGAAUCGUGAGUCUGCUGCUAGGUCAAGAGAACGCAAACAGGCUUAUACUACUGAGCUUGAGAGCCUGGUUAAGCAUUUGGAGAUAGAGAAUAAGCAGUUAGAAGAAGAACAGGCUGAGAGGAAAAAGCUGAGGUUCAAACAACUCCAAGAGUUCCUCAUUCCAAUUACGGAGCAGCCAAGACCAAAACGGAAACUGCGGAGAUCAAAUUCAUCUUAAACAUCGUGAUUUGUUUGUCUGUGAUUGACAGACGGUAGGAUUUUCAGCUAGCUAGGUGUAGAUAUGAGGAAACAGGAUUAGAAUUUUCUUUGUAGGUUACACAUGCUGCUGGUUCUCGGAGUUACAUUGUAUAAAUAGUACCAGCAGUCAAAUAAUAUGGGUGGCUUUAAGGGUCUUA
Medicago truncatula (barrel medic) is the source of this 808-nucleotide messenger RNA. Its product is annotated as G-box-binding factor 4. Lineage: Eukaryota; Viridiplantae; Streptophyta; Magnoliopsida; Fabales; Fabaceae. Gene Ontology annotation, molecular function: DNA-binding transcription factor activity. The transcript is spliced from 4 exons. Gene Ontology annotation, biological process: positive regulation of DNA-templated transcription. The record is from RefSeq and is a predicted model, not a curated record. The coding region runs from base 1 to 630 and encodes 209 amino acids. Gene Ontology annotation, cellular component: nucleus.